CGCAGUUCUCAAAGCAAUUCAAACACAGCUUUGACUCUUCCAUAGCCACAUAUUUAUAUCAGCUUCAAGCUUACUGCAAUUCAUCCACAACGAUGAAGUUUUCUACCCUCUUUAUGCUCACUCUGGUGGGCUACUCCGCUGCUGCUGCACUCCAUGAGAAUCAGAAGCGUUGUGCAACCGGGCUGGAAAAUUGCGAAACCGAUGAUGAUUGCUGCGCCGAAUACUACUGCUUCCACCAGGGAUCCAACCGUCAUUUCUGUGCUGGGGGUCCAGGAACUUCUUAAACCGUCUUUCGUGCGUCAAUGUCCGUUUUAUGAGGCUCAGGAUCAUACACAUCUGACCACGGCAGCUUCACCGGAUGCUACGUUCCAAUAUACCUCGGAGCAGUUCGUCGAGAGCUGCGGGGCCAUCCUAUUCGACCUCUCCGACAACAACAACAACAAAGUCUGCUUGAUCCAUUACAACGCCAAAAACGAAUGGAUGCUCGCCAAGGGACGCCGGAACUGUGGUGAAUGUCGACAGGAGGCUGCACUGCGUGAAGCCCGCGAAGAACAGGCUAUCAGGCCCACCUUCACCCAGUUACAAUGCAUACUCAUGCCCCGCAAUUGAUGACGUACCUCGCUCAUACUCGGAUCUUAUCGAGCCUUUUAUGGUUACUGUGUGACAGCUUGGGAAUGAAGGAGUGAAGGAUGUCAAGAUCAUCUGGUGGUUUAUUGCUGCGCUUGAUGACGGAGUACUUCCUGAAUGUGGUGGUACUGGAGAGGAACAGUUCCCACCUGAAUUCUUGCCCUUGGAGGAAGCAGUUCAGAAGCUAAACUUUCAGGGUGAUC
Molecule: messenger RNA, 830 nt
Organism: Aspergillus wentii DTO 134E9
Lineage: Eukaryota; Fungi; Ascomycota; Eurotiomycetes; Eurotiales; Aspergillaceae
Exons: 4
Coding region: 154-609 (151 amino acids)
Biological process (GO): AMP biosynthetic process; ATP biosynthetic process
Molecular function (GO): bis(5'-nucleosyl)-tetraphosphatase (asymmetrical) activity
Source: RefSeq, a predicted model, not a curated record